Molecule: messenger RNA, 2277 nt
Organism: Oppiella nova
Lineage: Eukaryota; Metazoa; Arthropoda; Arachnida; Sarcoptiformes; Oppiidae
Source: the annotation of a GenBank genome assembly
ACGAUAAACUCCAUACAAACGCUCCGCAACUCCAUUACAUAAACUCUCUUUUCUUUCCAUUCACUCUACUAUUCAUUCAUUUGUUUUAAUUCAUAGUUUUUUCUUUAAAUUAUAUUUAAAACUUUUAAUUGUUUUUUAAACAUAAGUUAUUUUAAAAUGAAAUUUAGAUAUAAUUUAAUUGUUGCUUCAAUACUAAUCACUACAACAGCACUCAAUGGAUGUUUAGCACUGGCAGAAGUGUAUGACAGUGAUAAUGGAUGGAGAAGUGGUGAGAGUCCAGUGGACAUGAAUGCGAUGACAGGCGCCGAUCUGAUCAGGAAAUUAAUUGAAACGCCGGCACUCAAUAGGAUAAGUGGUUCGCAAGUCUUGCGAUCUCUUGAUCCGUUAAGUGGAGGGCUUUUAUCGAAAACCCUCAACAGAAUCGCUGGCAUUAGCGGUGAAGAGGUGUUAAAUGCUCUGCAAAAUGGGAGUCUUAGUCCCAAAUAUCUCAGAUUUUCUUUGGAUAGACCCAAGAGAACAAGUCUCGACACCAUGAGUGGUGUUUCCAUAGGAUCAGCCAAAAAGCGGAGUUUGGAUGCGAUGAACGGCAUAGCACUGGGAGAGCCAUCAAAACGGAAUUUCGAUGAAAUAGAUAACACGGGCUUCAGAGGGUUUGCGAAACGGAAUUUCGAUGAAAUAGACAGAUCCGGGUUCGGGGGCUUCGUCAAGAGAAACUUCGAUGAAAUCGAUAGAUCCGGUUUCGGGGGCUUACAUAAGAAGAACUUCGAUGAGAUCGAUAGGUCGGCCUUCAAUGGAUUCAAUAAACGAAAUUUCGACGAAAUCGACAGAUCAGGGUUCGGCGGUUUCGUCAAAAAGCGUGAAAUACAAAGCGACAAAUCGGUCAAACCCUUACGCGAUGUAAUUAAAGAGUUGGGCGGUUGGCCAGUACUCAACCAGAAGUGGUUGACUCCUAAACAUAAACUCGAAGUCCUGUUGGGAAAUUUGAGAGGAGAGUACAAUCAGGGACUUAUUGUGGAGCAAUGGGUUGGACCCGACGAUCGCAAUUCUUCAGUUAAUAUAAUACAAUUGGAUCAAAUGUCUUUAGGUCUUCCCAGUAGAGACUACUUUCUGAAGGAGACGAGCCUCAGGGAAAGGGAGGCCUAUUUGAAGCUUAUGGUGGAAAUUGCAGUUCUGUUGGGCGCUAACAAGUCAUAUGCUUUCCAAGAAAUGUCAAAAGUAUCAAUGCCUGAGGCGGACAGACACGACACGGGAGCCAUAUAUAAGAAGCUGACGCUCAGAGAACUCAAGUCAUUGAUACCAGAAUUUGAUUGGAUUCUGUAUUUGAAUACUCUUUUGCCGACCCCUGUCUUUACAGACGAAGAAAUAGUCAUUUACUCCAUUGAAUACUUUCAAGAGAUGGGAAAAAUUAUAGCCAGACAUGACUCUAAAGUUAUUCACAAUUACGUGAUCUGGAGAUUCGUGAAAUACAUUCUUCCAUAUCUUGACGGAGAAUAUGCGGUCGUUAGGACUGAAUUCAAGAAGAUUUUACUCGGAAUAUCCGCGGAUCGGAUCCGUUGGAACCAAUGCGUCGAAUUAGUGAAUAAGAAGAUGGGAAUGGCUGUCGGGGCCCUCUUUAUUAGAGACAACUUUGAUCCCAAAAGCAAAGAAACCGCUCUCGAGAUGAUUCACAACAUAAGGAAUGCUUUCAAUGAACUCUUGACUCUUAAUGAAUGGAUGGAUGAGCUGACAAUACAGGUGGCAAGGGAAAAGGCAAAUUCAAUCAACGAGAGAAUCGGUUACCCGGACCUCCUAACAAACCCAAUUGAACUCUCUAAAGAAUACCAAUUAUUGACAGUAUUUGAAGACCAGUUUUUGCAGAGCAUAUUAGGAGUACUGAAAUACGAGUCGGCAAAGAAUCUCUUGAAAUUGCGUCAACCCGUCAACAAAGACCGCUGGACUACAGAGCCGGCGGUUGUCAACGCUUUCUACAAUCCAAACAAAAACGAUAUCGUAUUUCCGGCCGGAAUUUUACAGCCGCUCUUCUAUUCCCAACACUUCCCGAAUUUCGACGAUAAGGGCCGACAAUUCGAUAGGGAGGGGAACCUAAAGCAGUGGUGGAAUAACGCCACUAUCAAGCGGUUCAGACAGAGGGCUCAGUGUAUUAUAGACCAGUACUCCAGUUAUGUUCUCGAAGACAUCAGGAUGAAUGUGAACGGAAAGAUGACUCAGGGUGAGAAUAUCGCCGAUAACGGUGGUCUCAAACAGGCCUACCGAGUGAGUCUAAUUAGUUUGAUGUAA